This is a messenger RNA of Parastagonospora nodorum SN15, 513 nucleotides long. RefSeq lists its product as hypothetical. The record is from RefSeq and is a predicted model, not a curated record. Lineage: Eukaryota; Fungi; Ascomycota; Dothideomycetes; Pleosporales; Phaeosphaeriaceae. The transcript has 2 exons. The coding region runs from base 1 to 513 and encodes 170 amino acids.
AUGGGGGCGAUGGUCUCCCAGACGAAACAUCAAAUUCUUGUUGACGCCAAGACUCAUGAAUCCAGAGGGUUCCUCGAUCUCCCACCAGAACUGCGUCUCAAGGUCUAUCGGCACAUCAGUCCGACUCAUUCCGGCUUUGACUAUGACGACUGGCGAGGCUUGUACUCAUCGUGCCGUUUGGUCAAGUAUGAAAUGGACAACGAAUGUUCUAAGCUCAUUCAAAUAGCACUGCGCGAUGUGCUGAGCCACGAGUGCGUCUUCGCCAUCGAAGCCAUCUUCUUUAACGGCACCGGAUACAUCCAUAAGCCAACGAAGUUUACGCACCUCAAGAUCAUCCACGUCACGUUACAUCUUGAUGUAGACACCUACUGGAAAGAUCGAUGGACUCUUCUUAGGACCAGUUUUCUGCCCCAUGUGUCGUUUCGAAAAGACUUGUUCUACGAAGAUGGCAAGGGGACUGCUUUCGAUGAAUAUGUCGAUUCCGCGCCAACCGCUUGCACCCCGCACCUGUGA